Caretta caretta (loggerhead turtle) is the source of this 3435-nucleotide messenger RNA. It is a transcript of the gene MTRFR, whose product is annotated as mitochondrial translation release factor in rescue. Gene Ontology annotation, biological process: translational termination. Lineage: Eukaryota; Metazoa; Chordata; Testudines; Cheloniidae. The record is from RefSeq and is a predicted model, not a curated record. Gene Ontology annotation, cellular component: mitochondrion. Gene Ontology annotation, molecular function: translation release factor activity.
UGCGGGAGGACUGGCUUGCCUGCGCAUGCUCAGUGAGGGAUUCUUGUGGAUUGGAGAUGCGCAGAGCGCUCAUACAGUAGGAAGUGUAUUACGUAUGCGCAGAUGUAUGUCUGUGGUACUGUCUUGGGGGGAAGGGCGCAUGCGCAAAACGGCCGAUGCGGAUGUUGUGGGACCUGUGCUGACCCUCCCUUGCCUGUUCCAGUCAAGAGGAGUUUUUGUUUCCAUUUCCUUAUGAAUGCUUCAAGUUUGUUUCAUUCCUCAAUCUUACUAACCAACAUAAAUACUUUGUCUUGGAGGCCAUGGCUUUGGAGGCAGCAAAAGUUUUUAUCCCCCCGACUGGCUGUACCUUUAUUGCCGGUAGCAGGAAAGAAGAAUUCUUGUGAUCUUCUUGCACUAAGUGAAACAGACUUAGAAGAACAGUUUGUAAGAGGUGAUGGCCCAGGAGGCCAAGCAACUAAUAAGACAAGCAACUGUGUGGUCCUGAAGCAUAUUCCAUCUGGGAUUGUAGUCAAGUGUCAUCAAACUAGAUCAGUGGAGUUGAACCGACAGAGAGCCAGAGAAAUCCUGCAGCAAAAAGUUGACCUCUUUUACAAAGGUGAAAAUAGUGACAUUUUCAAAGAGAAAAGAGCAGCUGAGAAGAAAAAGCAAGAAAAGAAAAAAAGAGCAAAGGAGAAUCUAGAAAAGAAAAGGCAUAUUAAAGAAAUGCAAGAAUCAGAUGCCAAAUAAGUGAGAGAGAAAAUACCGAUUUGGCUUGUCAGGGAAAGAGGAGAGAGUUUGUUGCUACCCUUGAAACAUGUGUUAGAAGUUUUCUGGCUUAAUGCUGUUAAGACUUCAUAAUAAACACUAUUAAAUUGUUGAGUUUAGUGACCUGCUAUUAGUGCAAGGCUAAAGUAUUUAGCCCAAUGUUAAUAGCAGUCAUAUAUUUCAUCUACGGUGGGCAUCCUGGUACACUCAGAUUCAAUAUAAUCGUCAGUUCAUUUGUGCCAAGUUUAGGACAGGUGUGAUAAGAAAACAAGAUCCAUAAAACCUUAAUUAAAUGGAUGUUACAGGAAAACGCUAUCCACUUUUGUUAAUGGAGGGAAAAACUCAAAUCAGCUGAGAAUAUUCUUCUCUCACUGUGAGAGGAUUUAGACACAAUCUCUAAUGCUUUCAUGCUUAAGUCACAUAAAGAUGAGGACUUCUCCUGAAACAUAGUUGGCCUUAUCCUAUAGUCCAUACUCAGGCAACAUUUCCAUUUAAAUCAGAAUCCCCUUUAUAACUUACAGUAGACAGAUUGGAUGAGCUAUAAAAAAAACCCUCUCAUUUCUAGUAGGGUUGUCAAUUAAUUGCAGUUAAUACAAGCAAUUAAUACAAAACAAUGAAUGUUUUUUUAAAUGAGUUACUCGCACAGCUUUGUUUUGACCUUCUUACUUACUGUACUACAUUACUUGGUGGACACUGGCACAGUUCUACUGUAUUCUCAUGAUCUGGAGUGAUUAAAUAUCAGAAAAAGUUAAUGGAGCAAAGCACCAAAAGUUUAGGUCUUUUGAAUGGGAAGUUUAUUUUUAAGAAACCUCUGGAUAAAAAGACAGUUAUCUGUAGCUAUUGCAAGACUGAAUUCCAGUACCAUCGAAGUACUUAAAGUCUGCAGUACCACAUACGUGCUAAACAUGCUUUCACCUCCAGUUCUUGUGCUACAGAUAACCCACUGACAGCAAAUGAAUCCUGCCAGCUGCAACAGAGUACACUUAUAGAGUUUCAGGAUUGCUACAAGCCCAUGGAUCAAAGUACAACAGUUUAACCAGUACUAUUGCAAAGUGCAUAGCUAUGGAGUGCAGACCACUCAACAUUGUAAACAGAGGGCUAAGAGACGUUCUUCAAAUAGGAUCUUCUAAUUAGUCGUAUACCUUGCCCUCCCAAGAGACCAUUGCCAAGUAUUUGUGAUGCCUAUAUCAUGAGAAGACUACAAAGUUGGAGCUUCUGAAAAAUGCACUAGCUGUUGCUUUGGGUGGUGAUCACUGGACAUCCUUGAGCAAUCACAGCUGUGUUGGAGUCACAGCACACCUAAUUGAUGCUGCAUGGACACUGCAAUCAUUUGCUUUAACGGUAACACACAUUGAAGAGAGACAUUAUGCUGAAACAUAUGCAGAGUGCUUCUUGGAUGUUGCGAAAGAAUGGAAUAUUCAAGAAAAGGUAACAACAAUUAGUACUGACAGUGCACACAGUAUGAUUGCAGCAGCCAGUCAUUUGCCUUUUGAACACAUGGCAUGCAUCACUCACAGUCUGCAGCGAUCCAUUACAGUAGCACUCGAUGGUGGUUUAGAAAACGUGCUGGCAAAAUGUAGAAAACUUGUGGGCCAUUUCAAGCACAAUCCAGCUAACAGUACAGAGCUAGAAAUACAACAAACUGCAAAUGGACAGAAACAAGAACCUCUUGUACAAGAUAUUUCAACCAGAUGGAACUCCACAUUGGGUAUGGUUCAGUUCAUGCUUAGAAGUAAAGCUGCUAUCACAGCCACAUUAGCUCUUCAAAAGCCCAAUCUAUCAGUGCCACCAGAUAAUAAUUUUGAAAAACUGCAAAAGCUAGAAACACUACUUGAGCCUUGCAAGGUUGUGACUGAACUCCUUGGGGGGAAAUUGUAUGUCUCGUGCUCCGUGGUUUUACCCGCAUUCUGCCAUUUAUUUCGUGUUAUGGCAGUCUCUGACAACCCAGCAUAUGUUGUUCGAUUUUAAGAACACUUUCACUGUAGGUUUGACAAAAUGCAAAGAAGGUACCAAUAUAAGAUUUCUAAAGAUAGCUACAGCAUUCAAUCCAAGGUUUAAGAAUCUGAAGUGCCUUCCAAAACCCAAGAGGGAAGAGGUUUGGAACAUGCUGUCAGAAGUCUUAAUAGAGCAAUACUCUGAUGCAGAAACUACAGAACCCGAACCACCAAAAAACAAAAUCAACCUUUUGUUGGUGCCAUCUGACUCAGAUGAUAAAAAUGAAGGUCUGUCAGUCUGCACUGCUUUGGAUUGUUAUCAGGCAGAACCAGUCAUCAGCAUGGAAGCAUGUCCUCUGGAAUGGUGGUCAAAGCAUAAAGGGGCAUACAAAUGUUUAGCAUAUCUGGCACGUAAAUACCUUGCAACGCUGGCUACAACAGUGCCUUGUGAACGCUUGUUACCACUUUCAGGUGACCUUCUGAUAAGAAGCGGGCAGCAUUAUCUCUCAAAUGUAAACAAACUUGUUUUUCUUAGUAAUUGGCUGAACAAGAAGUAGGACUGAGUGGACUUGUAGGCUCUAAAGUUUUACAUAGUUUUGUUUUUGAGUGCAGGUAUGUAAAAAAAACUCUACAUUUGUAAGUUGCACUUUCACGAUAGAGAUUGUAUUACAGUACUUGUAUGAGGUAAAUUGAAAAUACUGUUUUUUACAGUGCAAAUAUUUGUAAUCAAAAAAUAAAGUGAGCACUGUACACUUUG